Molecule: messenger RNA, 1782 nt
Organism: Impatiens glandulifera
Lineage: Eukaryota; Viridiplantae; Streptophyta; Magnoliopsida; Ericales; Balsaminaceae
Exons: 4
Coding region: 1-1782 (593 amino acids)
Source: RefSeq, a predicted model, not a curated record
AUGGAUAAUCUUCUCAACGAAAUUGAAAGAUCAAAUGCAAUAUACAACUUAAGUGGUGUUGAUGCUGAUCAAAAUCAUAAAAAUGAGUUAGAAAGUGAUGAAUCUGAGUGCGAUGAAAUACACAAUGCAGAGCAAGAUUAUAGCACCGACAACGAUGAUGAACAUAUUCCAACUGCUCCUUGGUUUGAAACAGAAGAGAUUAAUGUUAAUUCAGGUAAUUGUUCAAACAUCGGUCCACUCGACUACAAUUUAUUUGAAAGUCAAUCUUUUACAAAUAAACAAUCUGCAAUAAGUGCGAUAAAAGAAUAUCAUAUCAGAAGUUCUAGAAAUUUUCAUGUUGUGAAAAGUGAUACAACACGAUAUGAGGCAUCAUGUGUUAUGAAAGAUUGUCCAUGGAGAAUUCGAGUGAUGAGAUCAAAGAAAUCUGGGUUGUUUGUAACCACUAAACUACCUGCUGAACACACUUGUGUAUUGAUGACACUAGAACGAGAUCAUAAGAAACUAACGUCCAGAAUGAUUGCAGAUGUAAUAAAACUACAAGUUAUAGAUAGUCCUUAUCUGAAAGUAAGCAACAUCCGAAAUCAAAUUACAUCUAUGUACAACUAUCAUGUUAGUUACAAGAAAGCAUUGAUCGGAAAGCAAAAAGCAAUAUCAGAUGUUUAUGGCGAUUGGAUGACUUCUUACGCUAAACUUCCUAUAUUUUUUAGCGCUUUGAUACAUUUUAAUCCAGGAACAAUUGCUUUCAUUGAUGCUGAAGCUCAUAGUACAAAACCCAACACAUCUGUGUGCAAACGUAUUUGGUGGGGAUUUAAACCAAUGAUUGAUGGAUGGCAGCAUGCUCCGCCUGUUAUUAGCAUCGAUGGUACUUUUCUAAAAGGAAAAUACAAUGGGAAAUUAUUGAUUGCAAUGGGUUCUGACUCAAAUAAUCAACAAUAUCCCAUUGCAUAUGCCUUAGUUCAUGAAGAGACAACCGUCAAUUGGUCUUGGUUUCUACAUCAUCUCCGACUAUAUGUUUGUCAAAAUAGAAAGGGUGUAUGCAUUAUUUCUGAUCGACAUGCUGGAAUUAUUGAAGCCAUGAAAAUGGUAGAAAGUGGUUUCACAGCUUUUCCAGGCGCACAUUUGAAGAUGCUCUGUUGGAUGGCCGGAAGUACUUCUCAGGUACGAAAAUUUGAAGCAGCAAUGACGCAAAUUAAAGAAAUUAAUCUUGAUGCAGAAAUAUGGUUGCGAAAGAUUCCACUAGAAAUGUGGACUAUGUCUCAUGACGGAGGUUAUCGUUAUGGCCAAGCGACAACAAAUAUGGUUGAAAGUUUCAACGGACUCUUACGCUCGGCUAGAUAUCUACCAGUCACAUCAAUGAUAGAGUAUACAUAUUAUCGAUCUGUGAAAUUAGUCUCACAAAGACGAACUGCGACGUUUAAUGACCUUCAAAAUGGUCAAACUUAUUGUCAAAGGUCAAGAGAAUUAUUUGAAACUGUUGAGAAAAAAGCAUCAUCACACAAGGUUAUUCCAUACAAUGAACAAAGAGGAGUCUUCGAAAUCGUUACUGCACAAUACAGAACCAUAAAUGGAUAUUGGAAGGGUGGUUGUUUGACAUGCAACUUAGAUUGGAAACAAUAUAUUGAAUCAUACCACAAUUUAUCAUCACUUUGUGAAAUGUGGAAAUACGAGUUUAACCCAAUUCUUAAUCAAGCAUAUUGGACGUUUCCACUCGCAAAUAAUUGGGAAAUGUAUGGUGUUCUCAUUGCUGAUGAAGACAUGAAGAAGAAGAAAAACCUGGUAUGA